GAUUUAGAUAACUUAUCGUUACUGUUCCUCAGCAUGUUUUAACGGAAAAUAGCUAGCCAAACAGUUAAUCCCCACUACAAAACGUUUUAAUAUCUAUUGUAUAUGUAUAACAUUAAAUUUAUAUUUAUAACUUACUUUUCUAUCUCGGUGGCGUUAUAAAAGUCUCAUCAACAAAUCUUUACUUAACGUUCGCUACAUUAAAACAAGUGUUGAAGUCUCCAAAUCACCUCCAGUCCAACGUCUGCAUCUCAUUUUAAACCUAAUUUAAAUAUGAUGACGAUCUAUUUUAUUGACGUUACUAGCCAUCUGACAGACCAAUAAACGCGACUUUGAAAAACCCAUCUCGACACUUGAGCCCACCUACUCGGCUCACUUGCCUCCCAUUGGAAACGGCAGGAUGUGGUCUAUUUUAGUAGAACAUCAUUGGUUGUGUACCAUAUUAGUGAGUGUCGUGUGGUAGGGUAUUUAUUUAUUACAUUUUUCAAGCAAAGUAUAAGGGAAUUGUACUCCAGUCUGGUAGGUUGCGGUAAUGCAACAAAUUGGAUACCAACCGCUGUUAAAACCUCAGAAGAAGGUUGCGCGCCAUACACACACUUAAUUGAGGAAGGAAGGCAGGUUACAAUCGAAACUGCAGUCAACGGCUCUACAAAAGCACAUUUGACCUGUUUACAAACUAAAGUUGUGUGUUGGGGUCAACAAAUCUAGAAAGAAUACAGGUAAACCGUCAACCAGAAAGGAAGAGUGUCUCUGGACAACUGUCAGCGUAUAAAAAGGAGAAUUUUGAAGAUAGCGAAAGUAAAAACUUGACGCAUUUUCUGAAGGGGCCUGCAGAUUCGACAGCGACGCGUUUUCUGAAGGGGCCUGCAGAUUCGACAGCGACACCAUGGCUGAAUGUGGUUGGGAUGAGAUGUCAGAGGUUCCAUCCCUCCUUCAGGAGGACCUGACCUGUCCGGUCUGUAAAGAUCUCUACCGGGGUCCCGUUCUUCUUUCUUGCAGUCACAGCUUCUGCAAGGACUGUUUGGAGAAAUGCUGGAUGGGGCCGGGGCAGAACUGUCCCGUGUGCAGGAAGAGCUGUGACGGCGAGCAACCAAUAUCCAACCGGGCGCUGAUGGAUGCGACAGAGUCGUUUCAGAAGGAGAAGCGUUGGCGGGGACCGAACGCAAUCAGUAACGUGCCUCUUUGUAACCUGCAUCGUUUGGGGUUUCAACUUUACUGCGUAAAGGACGAGGAGCCCGUGUGCGUCGACUGUGUCCCUCUACAUCGGGCUCACGAGCUGCUGCCGCUCAACGAGGGGACGCGGUUGUGUCAGGAAGAACUGACCAUUAAAGUCAACAUAUUGGAGGAGAAAGUGGAGACCUUCAAGAGAAUGAAAAAUAAAUACUCUAACAGAGUUGAUUUCAUUAAGAGCCAGGCCGAGCAGGCAGAGAAGCAGAUCAAGGCAGAGUUUGAGAGGCUCCGUCAGGUGCUGUGUGUAGAGGAGGCUGCCAGGCUGAAGGCCCUGGCAGACGAGGAGGAGGACAAGAGAUCCGGUAUGGAGGAAAGGAUCAGCUCCUUGACCAGUGACAUCGCUGCCCUCACUAAGCUGGUCCAAACAGUAAAGAGGGAGAUGGGGGCGGAGGAUUUAACCUUCUUGCAGAACUUCCCAGGCUUAAAGAAAAAAGCCCAGUGGCCUCGUGAAGACCCACAGAAUCCCUCAGAUGCUCUCCUGAACAUGGCCAAACACGUGGGCUCUCUGGGCUACAGCAUUUGGAAGAGCAUGCAGGCUCACGUCACAUGCAUCCCAGUGGUGAUGGACCCUAACACAGCCUGUCCCUGGCUUUCCAUGUCCCCAGACCUGGCCAGCGUACGGGACAGCCCAGAGCGCCAGUCUCUCCCGGACAACCCUGAGCGCUUCGACCCCUGUGUCUUUGUCCUUGGAGCUGAGGGCUUCCGCUCCGGCAAGCACCGCUGGGAGGUCCAUGUGGGAGACAACCCGAAGUGGAUCCUGGGAAUCUGUAAGGAGUCUGUGGCUCGCAAGAGGAAGUUCACCGUGUCCACAGACAGGGGCGUGUGGACCAUCGGUCUGAGCAAAGGGGUGUACAAUGCCCUGACUGGCGAACGCACAGUGCUGGUCGUGGAGAGUCGGCCAGAGAGGAUCCGGGUAAAGCUAAACAUGGAUAAGGGGGAGGUGUCAUUUUGGGACACAGGCAACGGUGGGAAGCACCUGUGCACCUUCAAACACAAGUUUACAGAGAGAGUGUUCCCCAUAUUUGGUCCUGGCCUCCACACCACCCCGAUGGAGGUUAAGCCGGCCAAGGUGACCAUUCAUACUGCGUGACAGGGCAGUGUGACAGUCACUACAGCUUGCUAAGGUAGAGGUCACAUGUAGAGGUCACAUGUUAUGGUCAGAAGGUAGCCUAAUACGUGCACUUGAAUACAUGGGGCAUUCCACUGUUUAAGCUGUCAGGCUGGUGUGGUUGUAUUCUAGUAGUUUUACUGUGGCUAUAGGUUUGCGUUGAGGUUUGGAUCUGAAAUGCUUGCUUACCAGCCCUACCCAACAAUGCAGAGUUUAAAAAUUAAAAUAAAAUGGUUAAACAAGGAA
Molecule: messenger RNA, 2581 nt
Organism: Oncorhynchus kisutch (coho salmon)
Lineage: Eukaryota; Metazoa; Chordata; Actinopteri; Salmoniformes; Salmonidae
Product: zinc-binding protein A33-like
Exons: 6
Coding region: 884-2317 (477 amino acids)
Molecular function (GO): zinc ion binding; protein binding
Source: RefSeq, a predicted model, not a curated record